Messenger RNA from Penicilliopsis zonata CBS 506.65, 908 nucleotides. RefSeq lists its product as hypothetical. Bases 11 to 775 code for a protein of 254 amino acids. Lineage: Eukaryota; Fungi; Ascomycota; Eurotiomycetes; Eurotiales; Aspergillaceae. Gene Ontology annotation, molecular function: oxidoreductase activity, acting on the CH-OH group of donors, NAD or NADP as acceptor. The transcript has a single exon. The record is from RefSeq and is a predicted model, not a curated record.
UUCACUUCUUAUGUCUGCAUACCUACACUCCCUCUUUGGCCUGUCUGGCCGCAUUGCCGUCGUGACAGGCGGCAGCUCCGGCAUUGGGCGCGAGAUGGCCACCGCGCUGGGCAAGGCCGGCGCGGUGGUGAUUGUGGUCGCCCGCCGACCAGGCCCCGUCCAGGAGACAGUGAGCCAGCUCUCCGACCAGGGCAUCCAGGCGUUCGGGCUCCCUCUGGACGUUCGCGACGCCCAGGCCAUCGCCGACAGCGUGCUCGAGAAGCAUGGCGUGCCCGACAUUCUCAUCAAUGCAGCGGGAAUCAACCGCCGCAUCCACAUGGACCAACUCUCCCUGCAAGACUGGGAGGAAACCCUGGCCGUCAAUCUCACGGCGCCGUUUGCCCUGGGCCAGCAGUUCGGGCCCGCCAUGGCCCGCCGGGGGAGCGGGCGCAUCAUCAACCUCGCCAGCCAGCAGUCCUUCCGGGCGUUCGGCCACAGCGGCGCCUACGGGGCCUCCAAGGGCGGCCUGGUCUCGCUCACCCGUUCGCAGGCCGAGGCGUGGUCCAGUCGCGGCGUUUUGUGUAAUGCUAUUGUUCCUGGUCUGGUCGAGACGCCCAUGACUGCCGCCGUCUUUGGAGAUGCUGAAAAGACGCAUGCCCACGCCGCUCGCACCAUGAUUGGGAGGAAUGGCGUGCCUGGGGACUUUGCAGGCAUCGCUAUCUAUCUGGCCAGUGCCGCCAGUGCAACAGUUACAGGGCAGGUCUUUUUUAUUGAUGGGGGGUAUUCAGCGACAUAAAUGCAUUUAUUAAUUAUUAUUCAACUAUCUAUUAGUUCAUAUGUGGUAUUCAUGAAUAUGUUAAUGGGAUUCUCUUAUAUAUGAGAAUCAUUGUAUUGCCAGUGUGACUGGCGGCUUGUAAUAGAAAUGCUUG